CUUUCGGUCAGAAACUGCUUCCAGACUUUUGGAAAUGUGGCCAACUGUUUUCAAAUCGAGGGUUAUCAAACUAGCAGAGCCUUUGACUUUUACUCCAUUGUUGAAAAGAUUAUUGUCAUCUGCCAAACAGAAAAGAGAAAGCAGCAGCGCACAGGAUUCCCCAGAAUGGGACAGUGACAUAUCGUCCUUCCUUCUACUUCUGCACCUAUUAUCACCACAGGCUUCUGGAAGAAAGAAAACCCAUAAGAUCAGUAUUUCUCAGGCUGUUGACCGUCUUGUGGUGUUUUUACAAGGCAUGUCGGAGUCUAGAGGAACACCUUGAGACUGAAGAGAAUCGUCAACCCUACAUUCUUGCCUCCGGGAGCAGCAAGGAAGCCAUCAGUCGAUUCUUCAUUGUGGUUGAUAAAAAGAUCAUCCCUUGCCAAGAAUCCUCUUCGCUAGCAGCACUAGAUGAACUCUUUAAGGUCCAUUUUGUUUUCAGCAUCAGUUAUGAUCUGCCACUCAAAAACAUGUACACUUUUCUCCAAACGACAGUUUACAAAAUUGAUGUCGGCACAACCAGUGAAAGCCCAAGGGUAAAGGAACUCAGAGCCAAAUUUUUUAAUGAUCUUUAGAUGCUACAUCUGCAAAUCACUGCUUGAUACUAUUACAAAAUUAUUUAGGCACCUUAAACUUGUACAUGGUUUGUAUCCUGGAAAGAAAUUUGAGUUGGUUUGUGGCCAGGAUGGCUGUUCCUUGCAAUUUAAGAGUUACGCAGGGUUUAAAAAACAUUUAAUUAGGUUUCAUUUGAGUGGUGUAGCAUCAAGCAGUGCAGAAGAAUCUCUGCCUAAUCAGCAUGUUCCAAAUCCUGAUGAAGCAGUAUCACCUGUUGUGUCUGACGAUGAACAAAAUUUACCAGUUCCAAGUUUCCAUGACUGUUCUGCUGCGGCAAGGGACCAUUCCAGGGAAAUGUGUGCAUCCUUAAUAGCUAAAUUGCAGGGUAACGGUGUUGCAAAUAGUGUCAUAAUGUCAGUUAUUGAAAGCAUGGAGAAUUUUGUUAAUGAUUUCCAUACAAGUUUAAAGGAAAAAUUUUUAAAUGUUUUGCCUGUUGAUGGCACAACUAGGAGUUCAGUUGAAGAAGUUUUUAAUAGUUUUCAUAAUUCAUUCUCAGAUUUUAAUACUGAUAGCAAAUGGAAAAAAUAUUUUAGUGAGAAAUGGGGGGUUGUUGAACCUAUUGGUGACAUAUCUGGGUGUCAGAUAUGAUUUAAGGAGAAAUAAAAUCUGAGGAAUGUAUGAGCAAAUACCAGUUAAUGAGACUUUCAUAUAUAUCCCUCUUCUGAAGACUCUAGAGUUUAUUUUUAGAAAUGAUGAAAUUUGCCAUCUUAUGCAAGAGAAACAACAAAGUGACAUGUAUCAAGAUUUUUGUGACGGACAGUAUUACAAAAAACAUCCUUUGUACUCCAGCCAUAACAAUGCUCUUCAGAUCCAGAUUUACUAUGACGAUUUUGAAACUGCAAACCCUUUGGGGUCUAAACAAGGCAUACACAAGCUUGGCUGUUUAUAUUUUGUGCUUCGUAACCUACCACCACGUGUAAAUUCUUCCCUAAUGAACAUUCAUUUAAUAUCUUUGUUCCAUUCUCAAGAUGCAAGAAAAUAUGGAAUGGACAAAAUACUUGGCCCGUUGGUUGAAGACGUGAAAAUAUUUGAGCACACAGGAAUGAAAGCAUCAUUUUCUGAGCAGCCUAUUUUUGGUACUAUUGCGCAAAUUACUGGUGAUAACCUAGGUCUUAAUACUAUUCUUGGUUACGUUGAAUCUUUUUCUGCAAAACAUUAUUGCAGGCUUUGCCUUACUGACAAGGUUUUGGCACAGACUGUAUUUAGUGUGGAUGAUCCACGAGUGAUAUUGCGUAAUAGAACCCUAAAUGAGGAACAUUACAAGUAUCUUGCUGACAAUCCCAAUGAAAACUCCUAUUUUGGUAUUAAAAGAAACACUGUACUCAAUACCUUGACUUAUUUUAAUGUAUCGGAUAAUUUUGUUUUGGAUAUAAUGCAUGAUAGCUUGGAGGGAGUUGCGCAAUAUGAAGUGAAAUUGCUUUUCGAGUAUACGAGUCACAGCCUAAUUUCUGAAGCUUCUAUUCUUCAAAGAGUGUAUGCCUUCAACUAUGGAUAUUUGGACAAAAAUAACCGUCAAACCAAGAUUAACCUUCAACAAGCAGGCAACAGCAUUGGGCUCAAUGCAAAUCAGACCUUAUGUCUCAUUAGGAACAUUCCUCUCAUUUUUGGAGAUGUAGUCCCAGUUGGUGAUAAACACUGGAAUUUGAUGUUGCUCCUUUUACAUAUUGUUAAUAUAGUUUUUUCCUCUUGCAUUUCUGAAGGAAUGACAAUAUUUUUAAAGCAUCUCAUAGUGGAGCAUCAUCAGUUGUUCAAGGAGUUAUAUCCUUCAAAGAAUCUAAUUCCAAAGCAUCACCUCAUGAUUCACUACCCUGAAUGCAUCAGGCUAAUUGGCCCAUUGGUCCACCUAUGGACAAUGCGAUAUGAAGCAAAACACAGGUUUUUUAAGAAAAAUCUAAAAAAAUUAAAAAACCUGACCAAAUCUCUUGCAAGAAAACACCAGUUAGCCAUUGCAUACCACUGGGAGUCAAAUUCUAUCAAAGGUAUUGAGUCUGGUCCAAGGCAAUUUCAGUGCCAUAGCCGAUGAUGAGUUUCAGCGAUUUUUGACCCUUUUGGCUUUCCAUAAUCGCAACAACCUGUGAGGGAUGCGUCUGUUGUCAGCGUCACACAUCGACAACGCGCACCCAACACAGGACCUUGGGACAGAAGCCAUGGCUUUCUUCCUGUUACCAAAGCACGCAAACAACGGUGCGUGACUUUGAUCAUGCGAGACGGGUUUCCCCUCAGGAAAAAUAAAGUAAAGGCUGUAAGCUGUCAUUUCUCAUGUGGAGGUUCUACAGCCUCCUGCACAAGAAUGUAGCCAUGCUCCACUACUGGAGCCAGCUGUAUGCA
Messenger RNA from Misgurnus anguillicaudatus (oriental weatherfish), 2982 nucleotides. The record is from RefSeq and is a predicted model, not a curated record. NCBI's taxonomy places the organism in Eukaryota, Metazoa, Chordata, Actinopteri, Cypriniformes, Cobitidae.